Molecule: messenger RNA, 985 nt
Organism: Merops nubicus (carmine bee-eater)
Lineage: Eukaryota; Metazoa; Chordata; Aves; Coraciiformes; Meropidae
Gene: ITGA1
Product: integrin, alpha 1
Exons: 8
Source: RefSeq, a predicted model, not a curated record
AUGACCUUCAGUGGGCCUCUGGAAGACAUGUUCGGGUAUACAGUCCAACAAUAUGAAAACGAAGAAGGGAAAUGGGUACUUAUUGGUUCACCGCUAGUUGGGCAGCCUGAAAAAAGAACAGGGGAUGUAUACAAAUGCCCUGUAGGAAGGGACAGCCAAUCACCCUGCAUGAAACUGAACUUACCAGAUGCUACUUCAGUUCCUAACAUUGUGGAAGUAAAAGAAAACAUGACUCUUGGAACAACCUUAGUGACUAACCCAAAAGGAGGCUUUCUGGCAUGUGGACCACUUUAUGCAUAUAAAUGUGGACGUUUGCAUUACACAACUGGAGUUUGCUCUAAUGUCAGCUCCACUUUUGAAACCAUUAAGGCGAUUGCUCCAUCUGUGCAAGCAUGUAAAACCCAGUUGGAUAUCGUCAUAGUCCUUGAUGGGUCCAACAGCAUUUAUCCAUGGGAGAGUGUCACAGCCUUCCUAAACAGCCUCCUGAAAAACAUGGAUAUAGGUCCUCAGCAAACACAGGUUGGAAUUGUUCAGUAUGGACAGACCGUAGUCCAUGAGUUUUUCCUGAAUACAUACUCAACAACAGAAGAUGUGAUGGAGGCAGCCCUGAGAAUACGCCAGCGGGGUGGAACACAAACUAUGACAGCCCUGGGAAUAGACACAGCGAGGAAAGAGGCUUUUACUGAGGCUCAUGGUGCGCGAAGAGGAGUGCAAAAAGUAAUGGUUAUUGUGACUGAUGGGGAAUCACAUGACAACUACAGAUUAAAAGAAGUGAUUGAUGAUUGUGAAGAUGAAAACAUUCAGAGAUUUGCUAUUGCUAUUCUUGGCAGCUACAGCAGAGGAAAUUUAAGUACUGAGAAAUUUGUAGAGGAAAUAAAAUCAAUUGCCAGUAAGCCUACUGAAAAGCAUUUCUUCAAUGUCUCAGAUGAAUUAGCACUUGUAACUAUUGUUGAAGCACUUGGAGAGAGAAUAUUUGCCCUGGAAG